AACAAAUUUGUCUCCCAAUAACUUAAAACCUUGUAGUAUUUAUUGGGCCGUUUCAAGCCCUCUUCUCCUCCCCUUUCAUCCUUGCUGUCUCUGCUCCCUCCCAAUUCUAAUUCCUCUUCCUUUUCUAAUAUAUAUAUUUUAUAAUCUCUUACAUAAAAUCCCGUUGAAAACAUACAACAAGAAGGGUUGCUGCAAUUACAUGCUCCACAUACAUACAUACAUAAUAAAAGGGAGAUUUAAGUUUAAGAAACAAAUCGAUUUCUCUUCUAGAUCGGUUGGCCUCCUCAUUCAGAGGAAGUGGGUUUGGUUGUUGGAUCUGGCAGGCUAGAGAGAUCUGAGGAGAGUGUAUUACUACUAUUAUUAUAUAUAUAUAUAUAAAAGAAAAAGAAAAAAAUGGGUCAUAGAGUGGAUCAUGAGUAUGAUUAUCUGUUUAAGAUCGUGCUGAUCGGGGACUCUGGUGUUGGCAAAUCCAAUAUUCUUUCCAGGUUUACCAGAAAUGAAUUCUGCUUGGAAUCCAAAUCCACCAUCGGUGUUGAGUUUGCCACCAGAACUCUCCAAGUGGAUGGGAAGACAGUAAAGGCACAGAUUUGGGAUACAGCUGGUCAGGAGCGGUAUCGAGCUAUCACUAGUGCUUAUUAUAGAGGAGCUGUUGGAGCUCUUCUUGUUUAUGACAUAACCAAGAGGCAAACUUUCGACAAUGUCCAGAGGUGGCUUCGUGAAUUAAGAGACCAUGCAGACUCUAACAUUGUCAUCAUGAUGGCGGGAAACAAGUCUGACUUGAAACAUCUCAGGGCUGUUCAAGAGGAGGAUGGUCAUGCCCUGGCUGAGAAGGAAGGCCUCUCAUUUCUUGAGACAUCAGCGCUAGAAGCCACCAAUAUUGAGAAGGCGUUCCAAACCAUAUUGACAGAGAUCUACCAUAUCAUUAGCAAGAAAGCACUGGCAGCCCAGGAAGCAGCUGCCAAUUCCACAGUUCCUGGUCAAGGAACCACUAUCAAUGUUGCCAAUGCCUCGGGGAACACAAGCAAAGGUUGCUGUUCCACUUGAAGCCGCGCUUGAGGAGAGCAAUAAUUUUUUUUUCUUUUUGGAUUUUUGGCUGAGAGAGGGAGAAGACAUGUAAAUUACUCUUGACCUGGUAAACGGGCAUUUGUUAGAAGUUUCAGGAUGGAUUAUUAUUUCGUGUUUAUUUCUUGUAUUUUACCCUUAAAA
This is a messenger RNA of Populus euphratica (Euphrates poplar), 1206 nucleotides long. RefSeq names its product ras-related protein Rab11C. The coding region runs from base 394 to 1044 and encodes 216 amino acids. The transcript has 3 exons. NCBI's taxonomy places the organism in Eukaryota, Viridiplantae, Streptophyta, Magnoliopsida, Malpighiales, Salicaceae. The record is from RefSeq and is a predicted model, not a curated record. Gene Ontology annotation, molecular function: GTPase activity; GTP binding.